This is a messenger RNA of Clonostachys solani, 918 nucleotides long. NCBI's taxonomy places the organism in Eukaryota, Fungi, Ascomycota, Sordariomycetes, Hypocreales, Bionectriaceae. The record is from the annotation of a GenBank genome assembly.
AUGAAGGCCUCGUACAUCUUGCCCGCGUUGGGACUGCUCAACGUCAACGAUGCCCUCCAAGGCUCUGCCAACACCUAUAUCCGAAAGCAUCAGAACAGUUACAUGCCAACCAAGUUCAAGAACCCUCCUACAGGCUCCAUCACGCCCCUCGAUGCCGACUUCUCCUGCAACAAGGGCGCCGUCCCUGCCUCUAAGGUCUACAGUGUCAAGGCCGGCGAUAAGAUUGGCCUCAAGCAGGCCUAUGGCGGCACCGGCAUGCAGCACCCGGGCCCUGCUCAGGUCUAUAUGAGCCCUGUGGCCGAUGCCACCACUGCUGACGGUAGCGGUGACUGGUACAAGGUUCACCAGGCUCUGAUUUGCACGGCUGGCAGUGCCGAGUCGCUCCGCUCUACUGCCUGGUGCAGCUGGGACGAGGACCAGGUUUAUUUCACCGUACCUGCCACGAUCCCCAAUGGCCAGUACCUCGUCCGCGGCGAGCACAUCGGUCUCCAUGGUGCUCACGCAGGCGAGGCCGAGUUCUUCUACGCGUGUGCCCAGGUCGAGGUCACCGGCAACAGUGCCAGCAGCAUGCCAGGCCAAGCUGUCAAGAUCCCCGGCGUCUACACCGCAGAUGACGCGGCGGUCAACUUCAGUGUCUGGGGGUCCUCCACCUCGUACAACGCCAUCCCUGGCCCCGACGUUAUCCCUGGAGGUACCGUUCGUGGCAGCUCUGAUGGAGCUUCCGGUGAUAAGGUCGAGACUGUCUCUGGUGGUGUCGAGUCAAACCUCUCGACUAGCGCUUCCGCUGCAGCUACUUCUACCAAGGCCGCCUCCGCCUCCAGCACGGCUGUCCAAACCAUCCCCACGGCUACCCCAUCCAACUCUCUGGGUGCAUGCUCUAGCUUCCGCGUUAGACGUCACAGGUCUCGACAGGUUUAA